Molecule: messenger RNA, 4392 nt
Organism: Pseudoliparis swirei
Lineage: Eukaryota; Metazoa; Chordata; Actinopteri; Perciformes; Liparidae
Product: zinc finger protein 775
Exons: 7
Coding region: 802-3015 (737 amino acids)
Source: RefSeq, a predicted model, not a curated record
ACAAAUGCACAAUAUGUACACACAAUAGAAUAGAACGAGAAAAAUGCACAAUAUAUAUUUCUAAAAAUGUAAUAGAAUAAUAUAAAACAAUGCACAAUAACUAAAAAACAUCGAAUAUAAUAAGGAAAAUGCACAAUAUAUACCCAGAGAUCGAAUAAUAUUAAGUUAAAUUAACUACAAAAGUAGUGCAAAAAUGUAGCCAAACAGAUAAAUCACGUUUAAUGUUUUACCCACCGAUCAGCUGCUGUGAGCUUUAAAAAAUAUAUUUAUAUGCAAGUGAUAAUUACCUGUAGAUGUCAGAUACAUAUAGUGGAGCAACAUAUACAGUAAAGUUACUUCAGUACAACGGGGUACUUGUACAUGUAUACACACCUGUGAUAUGUUCACACCCACUGUCCUUUAAAGCAGCUUAAGAUAUUAAAAUACAUUCAUGUCUUCGUCAUUUGAGCUUUAAAUACCCACACAAUGAGCAAUACAAAAAUCUAAGCUGGAAUUUUAACAAGGCGCCCGCGAAGGCAGCACCCCCGUGAUCCUCCUCUUCGAGCUUUUAUUUCGAAAGAGUCAUUGCGGAAGUCGUCCCGUUCAACCACUUUUAGAAGAGGAGACAACCGACUUAAAACAAACAACAACAAUCAACCGCAGCAUCUAUCCGGUACCUCCCCCCCCCCUCCCUUCCCCGGUCACUCACACCGGGGUUUAACGGGAGGACGUGGUUCGCUCCCACCCUCUUUGAACGCACCGGGCGUUUCUUCUUCUCUCCUGCUACUUGUCUUCAUGUUGCUUUAAUUCGCGCGCUUUGAGAUGACGGUCUGCGAGGCCUUGCACGCGCAGCUGACGUCCGUCAUGGAGGUGCUGACCGCCGCCGCCGUGGCGGAGAUCUGCGAGCUGGUGGCCGGCCGCUGCGCCGGGCUGCGGCUGGAGGUGGGCCGCAGCCACCGGGAGAACCGCGAGCUGCGGCGGCAGCUGCGGCUGAUGGAGACCGCCGCGGGGGCCCGGAGCGCGGGGGCCCCCGCGGGCGGCAGCGCGCCCUUCACUCCCGAUGACUUCCGGUCUGCGGUGGGAGCCAAUCAGCUGAGAGGACCUCUCCAGAGAAGAGGCCCCACAGAGCGGAGCCCCGACACCAGAGAGGAUUCUCCUGCAGAGGAGCUGAAGGACCAGGAUGUAGUUUUAAUCAAGGAGGAGAUGGCGAAAGAGGAAGAGGAGGAAGAGCUGCUGCUCAACGAGGACGGAACGGAGAUGCAGCUGUCCGACCCGGGCGGCGUGGAGGAGGAGGGCCCCUCUGGGCCGGCGGUCCACUCGGCGGCGGCCGCCAUGCGGCUGUGGGGCCAGAGCAGCGACGGUCGGUCGGAGCAGCGGGGCGCCUCACCGGGGUCACCGGGCGGCGCCGAGAGCCGCUCUUCGGACGCGGCGUUUGACUCCAUCGGCGUGCAGAGGCACUUCCUGUUUGGACCCGGGGGAAGCCCCGCCUCCUCGCCACCGUGGCCCUCGGACCCGAAGCGGGACGCGACCCCGAUCGGCUCCCUCCCCUACAACGCGGACCUGGACCCGUGGACCGAUCGGGGCCCGCCGGGCCGGUCGGACGAAGCGCCGGACCCGCUCGGCCUCGCCGGGUUCCCGCCGCCGGACCGGUUCUGCGGGGACGGCCGGCGCUUCGGCUGCAGCUGCUGCGGCAAGAGCUUCACGUCGUCGCGCAGCCUGGAGACGCACACGCGCGUGCACACCGGCGAGCGGCCGUACAGCUGCGCCCAGUGCGGCAAGCGCUUCACGCAGUCGGGCCACCUGAAGACGCACCAGAGCGUGCACACCGGCGAGCGGCCCUUCGCCUGCCUGCACUGCGGGAAGCGGUUCGCCGGCAAGCAGAACCUGAGGAUCCACCAGCGGAAGCACCACGCCCUCUGCGUCAUCAUGGCCGCCCUCACCAAGGCGGCGGUGGCGGAGAUCUGCGAGGUGGUGGACGGCGGCUACGCGGCGCUGCGGCUGGAGAUCAGCCGCGGCCGCCAGGAGAACGACGGCCUGAGGAAGAAGCUGCACCUCAUCGAGUCCAUCGUGAUCAGGGGCGGCGGGAAGGCGGCGGGACCAGAGACGGGACCGGAGACGGGACCGGAGACGGGACCGGAGACGGGACCGGAGACGGGACCGGAGACGGGACCGGAGACGGGACCGGAGACGGGACCGGAGGACGUGGUGCUGAUCAAAGACGAAGACUCCGACAGCAGCGACGCCUUUGAGCAAGACAACGCAGCGGCCAAGAGGCGCUGGCCGUGCAGCCAGGACGGCGACAGGAAGUCGUCCUCCUCGCCGCCCGCGAAGAAGAGCGUGGCGCUGUACGGUCCGGACUCCCCUCGCAGCGAGCCGGGCUUCUCCGGGCGGCUCGGCGCCGACGACACGGGGGCCGGCGAGUCGCUCUGCUCCUACGACCCCGACUGCUCGCUGGCCCCGCCCGGCGCCAACGGGCCGCCGUACUUCGCCCUGAUGGAGUCGCCCACCAACAGGGAGCUGGACCUCAGCCUGACGUGGACCAGACAGGCCAAGGGCCACGGGGCCUUCUUCCACCAGGACGAGCACGCCGACGCCUUCGGGCUCAAGAUGAUCGGCGUCACGGGCGCCAUCUCCGCGGCGGACUGCCCGCUGUCGGACGGCAGCAUCUCCGCCUUCGAGUACGAGGACGACGGCGACGGCGACGCCAUGAACUUCGCCCACUACCGGGACCCGUCGGGGCGCCCCCAGCUCGGCGGCGGCCGGGGGGGGAAGCGCUACGCGUGCGCCGUCUGCUCCAAGACGUACGCCACCACCCAGAACCUGGAGGUGCACCUGCGCAUCCACACGGGCCAGCGGCCGUUCUGCUGCGCCCAGUGCGGCAAGAAGUUCACGCAGUCGGCGCACCUGAAGUCGCACCUGAGCGUGCACUCGGGGGCGCGGCCGUACGCCUGCUCGCUCUGCGCCCGCAGCUUCAUCGUCAAGUACAGCCUCAAGCUGCACAUGAAGAAGUGCCACGGAGGCGCCCUGUGCGACUGACACGCCCCCUGGCGACGGACACGCCCCCUGGCGACUCGGGAUGGGUAUUGUUUGGGUUUUUCCCGAUACUGGUGCCUAAACGGUGCCUGAACCGAUACUUUUUUUUUUUAACGCACAAUGAGGACAUUAAAAACCUCUUUGGCCAUAUUCCCUGUAGAAGCCGUUAUCAUGGAGCACCGACACACAACGGAUAUCAGACUGUUAACAGACACAAUGUUCUCCAUGAUGUGAGGUGUGUAUAUAUAUAUAUAUAUAUAUAUAUACAUAUACAUAUAUUACCAUGUGCUGCCUUUAUAGGGUUAACCUGUCACUGUUGAUGGGCAAAGAGAACAACCAAUCAGAGGGACUGAAGAUGACACGUGACACAUAAAGUUUUGCUUCUGACAGCGAGAGUUCCACUGAAACAAAGUGACGCCCACGGUCUUUAUUCCUCCGUCAUUAUAUUCCCGGUAACACCGGGUAAACAGCCGGGACCGCUGGACACCAACACACCUGCUAGCAGACUGUCAGGCUAGCUACGAGCUAGCUUAAACAUGGUUAUAAUGGCUAAUUUAUUAUUUCUUGGGCUACUUUUAUGAAUGCAAGACUUGCAAACAACGUUCCGUUACUAAUCUGAGUUCCGGCUGCUCGUCAUCAUCGAUCUCCCCGUGUUCAGGGGACCGGUGACGUCUCCCCGUCGCGCCCAGCCUGACGCUGCUGUGCUCGGCCUCACUCGUCACACACGGCCACGCCUCCUCUCAGAGUUCAAUGACAGGGCGGAGUCACCUGCUGACAGGGCGGAGUCACCUGCUGACAGGGCGGAGUCACCUGCUGACAGGGCGGAGUCACCUGCUGACAGGGCGGAGUCACCUGCUGACAGGGCGGAGUCACCACAGAAGUUCACAACAAUAGUUUUUUUCAAUUUCAAUCGGCUCAGGCACCGGAAAGUAGCACCAGAAUGUGCGUUGCGUUUCGGUCCGGGUAUUACCGGUUGUAUUGGAACCGGUACCACAUUGGCACCGGUUUCCGGUACCCAACCCUACUGGCGACUGACACGCCCCCUGUGUAACUGACACGCCCCCUAGCGACUGACGCGCCCCCUGUGUGACAGACACGCCCCCUUUUAGAGUUCCAAGGCGUUACAGCAUUGAGCCGGUCACGCUGGUUCAGGGUAGCAAGGACAGGUUCUGGCUCUGGCUCUGGUUCUGGUUCUGGCUCUGGCUCUGGCUCUGGUUCUGGUUCUGUUGGAACUAAACUCUGAGGACGUUUCCUGGACCUUCAGGACGGUUGUCUUUUCUUUUGUAUCCUCCAGACGUUGACCAAUGAACUGGAGCGUGGUGUUCUCGAUGAACCAGGCUGUGGUCACGUGUUCUUGGUUAAUAAACUGUUUGUCAGUUA